GGUUCUAAGCACCGCUGGGCAGCGUAGGGCCACCGUGUGUACCUCCCAGCAGCUGCGGGCUGCUGAAGCUCUGCUCUCAGCCCUGUGUCCGCAGGUUUCGGUUCGCCUUUAGCCGCCGUAUCCUACUCCAGGUGGCUGAGCGCAUCCUUCCGCCUCGACCCCACCGCUGAGGUCCGGGCCGGAGGCUAGAAGCGGCCGGGCCCGGCCCAGCUCCCAGCCGGCCCUCGCCCCUUACGCCCGCGGGUCCUGCCGCCCCUUUCCUCUGCGGGAUGAUGCUGGAGUCCAUUCGCGUGACGGAAAAGCUUCACUGGCCUGAGCAAGAACUUGCUAAGAAGUCUGUUCUAAAUGCAGAAGAUUCAUUUAUCAUUGACAGCAAAAGAAACAUUCCAUAUUUACCCACUGGAAUACUAAAGGACAUUUUCACAACUGGAACCAGUAGUUACAAUGUUCUACUACAGAGCAAGGAGGAGAAAAAGCAUCAUGCACAAAAAGAGUCUUCCUCCACCUCCUCCAAAAAAUAUAGAAAACCCAGCAAGAUUUCUGUCUCUUCUCAUAGCAAAGAUCCUCACAGGACGAAAGCCUCAGCGCCUGUGACAAGCAGUGGUUCUUGGUACUGCCUGGAGAGGCAGCCUGCUGUUCUUGUCACUAGUUCAGUGUCAAAUCCUGUAAAGUUUACACAUGAUAUCUCUGUUACAGGUAACAGCAUAGUACUGCCGCCUAAACCCAAAAGCAAGGUCAAGCGGCGUAAUUUCUCGAUUCUUCCAAAGCCACAGCCACAGCCUCAGCUGUCUAGAAGCUUUGAAAAAGGAGAUGACAUUUCUGGAAAAAGAUUUUGUAUAUUGACUGCUAUAAAGCCCACCAACUUAGAGAAAGAAAAACUGAGAUUCUUCAAAUCUGACUAUACCUACAAUCCCCAAUUUGAAUAUGCUAAUCUUGCUCUGUCAAGUGUGUUAGCCAAGCACAGCAACGCAUCUGACCGAUUUCUAAAGCAGUCCAUCAAUAUUAUGGAACUGACUUUACAGAAAUAUGGAAGUUAUGAAAAAUUUGAACAAGCCACUGGUGGUAGCUUGCUAUCUAAACCUCGAAUCUGGAGUCAUGUUAGGAAGUACAUGAUGAAGGAAGGCUGCCUGGGGGAGAUUGUAGUUCAUCUCACUGAGGAUCUGCUGUCCCGGGCUUCAAUGACAGUAGUAAAUGGAUGUCCAACUCUGACUAUCAAUGUCUCCACGGCACGCGAGCACUGGCUGGAGGGAAUGCUGAGGCAUGAGAUAGGCACACAUUAUUUUCGAGGUAUGAACAACCUUCAGCAGCCAUGGAACAGUUGGACUGGCCGUAAAAAACAUGAGCUGAAGCCAAAUAAUCCCACAGAGGAAGGACUAGCGAGUAUUCACAGUGUCCUCUUUAGGAAAGACCCUUUUUUAUGGAGGGCUGCCCUCCUCUACUACACUGUUUAUCGAGCCAGCCAGAUGUCUUUUUCUGAACUCUUCAAAGAUAUUGGCAAGUUUGUCAAGGACCCCAAUACAAGAUGGGACUAUUGUGUACGGGCCAAAAGGGGAUGGACCGAUACUUCCCGACCAGGGUGUUUUAGUAAAGACCAAGUGUAUUUGGAUGGAAUUCUUCAAAUCCUCCGAUACAGAGAUACCAUAGACUUUCAUCUACUCACUGCCCUAGGGAAGGUUUCCUAUGAAGAUGUGGAUCGCUUAAAAGGACUGGCAGUUACGGAAAACAUGAGGGUCCCUCACUUCCUGCAGGACCAUGGCCGAUACAUGGAGCACUUGGAAAAGAUCAUGGAAGUGAAUGAGCUGACCGACAGGGAGCUGAAAGACCUCAUAUAGUAAUUAGCGUUCCUGCAAACAUAGCUGAACUAUGCCUUCAUGCACAUUAGCAGUUGGGUGUAGUUAGCGCCAGCAGAUUUAUAAAAGAAUACCUAUUUACUUGAGUUUUCUGAAGAAUAAUCUUCAGUAGUCAGCUGAAUUUUUAGGUUAAGUACAAAGCUUAAAUGAUUUCCCUAAAAUGUUUGUAUAGGCUGCAGGGGGAAGUUACUCCUAUUUUCAUCUGAAUUUCAACAGAGCCAGAUGAAAAUGCUACUACUAAGUGUUUUUCAACACUUCUAGUCAAAUUGAGCAAAAAUCUUCUGCCUGAAGUUUGGCACUGGCCUACUGCUGCGUGAGCAUCAAAACCAGCUCUGAUGGGAGACUGGCUGAAUUCCAGUGACUUCAGCCUCUAAAGUGAUAUUUAAUUUGAUAAACAGUGGUAAUUGUUCUCCUUUGAGAAGUAAGUUUUGUGGUGCUCCAAAAAGCUAGUUAUAUCAGGAUUUCUUAUUGCUCUAUGUUAAAUAAUGUUAAAGGGAAGGGAAAGCAGUUUGAAAGUUUUUUAUUUUAACAUUAUUAUUUUACCUUUUCAGCUUAUGUGAACUAGAGAAUUACUUCUUUUUUCCCAGUUGUAUUUUCAUUUGAUGAAACAUAUUGUACUCCCUUUAACUUUUUUACAAAGUUCUAAGGCCUUUCCCACUGCAGCUUCAUGUAAAUGAUAAGUACAAGUGCCAGAGAAGUUUGUCUACAGAAACCAAAAUAGUUGGCAGAGUUGGAUGCUUGCUCACCUUUUUAUUAAAUGGAAUAUGUAAUGAGCAGAGGACAAAUAGUCUGACCUUAGUUACAUUUAGUAGCUGGAUGUUGACUGGGGAGCAUCUGCACUAGUAAACUUGACCAUGCUCUGAAAAGUGAAAUUUCUGGACAUUGCCAUUGAUAAGCUGGCUUUGUGAUACUGGCUCAGUGUAUUUUAUCAAAAUCUUUUACAUCAUCAACCCAAUAAUGUCAUAGUUUGAAUUGAAAAAUGAGAAUUGUGUUUUGUUAGAUUUCUCCUGAUACGAGCUUAUAUAUUUUACUUUGUAACUUAUCAGUUUCAGUAUACAUUUGGAUGUAUAUAUUGGGAUCAAAUGGUUCUUCAUAUAACUUAUUUUAAUCCUCAGAAAGAAUGCUGCUCUAAGUACUCUAUUGAAGACUGCUCCUGAAAUCUCCACCUAAAGUUAUCUGAAAAUUUAUCUUUACCUCAGUUCAGGCUAAAAUAUGGUGCUAACACUGGUAGAUGUGUACUAUGAAGCCUGUUCCAUAUUCAUGCUAGAAAAUGAUUUUAGGAGAUGUUUUGCAGGCUAGGUUAUGUGAUAUUUCUUUCACAUGUCUAGAGGAGCUUGCUUCAGAGAAGGAUAUUGCAGCAAACAGGAUAUACUCUAGCUGUUGCCUGGGAGUUCCUGCAAAGCCAGGUAUCACCUUUGGCAGUAGAAGGCCAGGUCCUUUGGAGCACUGAAAGCCCACCACCACCCAUGUGCUGUGCUGGCUGGUAUGUGUCUUACACAUCAGUGCACCAGGCUAGGGGCAGAGUGUGCCAACACUAACCAGAUGCUGGAAUCUACCUUUGACACCUCGAGUAUGUAUCCCCUUGUAGCAGUCAUGUACUUUCAGCUUUGUGCAGUGUUUUCUUUCCUUUUUUUUUUUUCUUUGUUUUUUUUAAGAGAUAGGGUCUCGCUGUGUUGCCCAACUAAACUUGAACUUCUGGGCUCAAGUGAUCCUCCCACCUCAGCCUUCCCAAUAGCUGGGACUACAGGCAUGCACCACUGCCGUGUCCAGCUUGUGUAGUGUUUUCUGACUUUAUCUUAAAACUUAUCAAAGGUGAUUGAGAAAACAGUGUUUUAGAAGUAUAGACAGAAAUGGCAAUAUCUAUGUCCUGUAAUUGAAGCUGAAAGGUUGUAAAUUCCACAUUUGCAGGCAAUAGCACUUCUAAUCUUACAUUAUGGUUCAUAAAGGAAAAUCACAGCAGCCUUAAUUUCCUUUUGGUAGGAUCAUUUGCAGUGGUUCUGAUCCCUGAGUUUUGGAAUGGAUGGAGAUUCCUCUUAGUCUGUUUCGGAAAAGGAAUUACUUUCUUGCCUUACUGCUUUAGUAUAAAGAUGAAAAACAUGAGCACUCUGCAGACAAAAUGACCUUAAAUCACAUUGAUUGUCUUAAGAUAUUUUAAAAGGUAACAGUGAACCAAAAGUAGUCUCAUAUUAGCAGACAUACUUAUAGAGUGCUAAGCUUUAAAAGUUAAGAUUAAAGAUUUAAUGAAUGUUUAUUAAUUCUUCUUCCUGAAAGAGCAUAAGGUCAGUUUUGUUCCCUAAAAUAAAAGUUUUAAUAAACAGAAAAUUAUAGCAACAAUACUUAGGAUAGUUGAAGAUCAUAUUAAUUUGAAUGUUAAUUAAUAUGAUUUUCAAUAGCAGAGCUAUUGAUUUCAUCAGUUUUGUCCACUAUUAUCUUAACAUAGUUUUAUCAAAUACAAAUUCUGAUAAACUGUUAGGUUUUAAUACCAGACAGGAUUCAAAGUAAAUUAAUGUUUGCAAACAUAAAUCUAUAGUCUUCAUUUCUUUAUAUUUCUACCUUUGUAAAAGUGUUUAUAAUUUGUAUUGUUUGUUUUGUAUAUCUGAGCAUUUUGUGUCUAGCUAUAAUAAAAAAUAGCAUUGAGAUUCU
Nycticebus coucang (slow loris) is the source of this 4493-nucleotide messenger RNA. It is a transcript of the gene MATCAP2, whose product is annotated as microtubule associated tyrosine carboxypeptidase 2. The coding region runs from base 270 to 1832 and encodes 520 amino acids. The record is from RefSeq and is a predicted model, not a curated record. NCBI's taxonomy places the organism in Eukaryota, Metazoa, Chordata, Mammalia, Primates, Lorisidae. The transcript has 7 exons.